This is a messenger RNA of Humulus lupulus (European hop), 1797 nucleotides long. RefSeq lists its product as uncharacterized. The record is from RefSeq and is a predicted model, not a curated record. Bases 1 to 1797 code for a protein of 598 amino acids. Lineage: Eukaryota; Viridiplantae; Streptophyta; Magnoliopsida; Rosales; Cannabaceae. The transcript has 3 exons.
AUGGAGGAUAUCGCAGAGGAGGGGAAUUACUGGAAUCCCUCUCUAGUUUGUUAUGUUCUAGGGACUAAUCCUCCAUUGGCUGUUCUUGAAGGGUUUUGUCGACGUAUAUGGAGGAAUAUGGGGGUUGAUAAGAUGUCUGGGUUAGGGCAGGGUGUAUACAUUGUGAGGUUCAAUUCGGUUGAACAGAGAGAUUUUGUCCUGAGCAAUGGGAUUAUGCUCUUUGACAUGAAACUGCUCAUAAUGAAACCUUGGAAUGCUCAUGAAGAACUUAAAAAAGAGGAUAUGCAGAGAGUGCCCAUUUGGAUUCAAUUAACAAAUCUUGAGUUGAAGGUGAGGUCCCUCUUUUCUGAAGCUUUCCAUGACUUCUUGAUAGAGUGUGAUCUCCUUGAUAUUCCUUAUUCUGACUAUUUCUUCACUUGGAAUAAUAAGCAGUCUCCACCUGAUAGGAUCGUUGCAAAACUCGAUAGAGUGCUUAGUAAUCCAGCUUGGUUGGAAGUUUUUUCGAAUGUGAAUGUUCGCUUUUUGCUGGAAGGUUUAUUUGAUCACAUGCCAGCUGUCCUCUCUUUUAGUAAGACUAUGGAAUUGGGGAAGAAACCAUUUCUCUAUUUCAAAAUGUGGCAAAGGUUUUCGGGUUACCAGCAAUGUGUUAGUGAGGCUUGGCAAAGCCCGGUUCAUGGCACUCUUAUGUACAGAGUGGUGACUAAACUCAAGCGUUUAAAUGCUACUUUGAAGAAAUUGAAUAUUUUUUUAGUAGGCGAUAUUGGUGCUGCCUACUCUCAUUCUGAACAACUUUUGCAAAAAAUUCAACAGCAAGUUCAUGAUGAUCCUCAAAAUACUCAACUUAGGGAUGCUUAUCUAGAGUUCCUUAGUCAAAAGGUGAAGUUGAGUUGGAUUCAACUUGGGGAUGCAAAUACUCAAGCUUUUCAUCGGAGGAUUCGACAACGAAGGUUGCAAAAUUCUGUUAUGGCUAUUCGCGAUGAGCAAGGUCAGUGGCAUGAUACUCAAAUGGGAAUCCAAAGUGCUUUUCUUGAUUACUAUCAGCAUUUAUUGGGAGGGAAGUAUCAGGGAAGAAGGCGUGUGCAAAGAUGUGUCAUGAAUGAAGGUGAGGAGGAAAGUGAAGCAGUCCUAUCUUUUCUUGCAACUGGUAACUUGUUGAAGGAGAUUAAUACAACCACAAUUACUCUAAUUCCUAAAGAUAAUUGCGCCGAAAGUGUAAGUGACUUUCGGGCUAUUUCUUGUUGCAACGUGUUAUAUAAAGUGGCUGCCAAGCUUUUAUGUAGUAGGCUGAGACAAGUUUUGCCUGAUCUGGUUGCGAGCAAUCAAGGAGGUUUUAUUCAAGGCAGAUAUAUUGGGCAUAAUGUGAUGGUUUGUCAAGAUUUAAUUAGACACUGUGGGAGGAAAGGAGGUAAGUUGAAUUGCAUUUUGAAAAUGGACAUUAGGAAAGCUUAUGAUAUUGUCGAAUGGGAUUUCCUUGAAGAAAUGGUUGUGGAUUUUCGUUUUCCUCAUCAUUUUAUUCACUUGAUCAUGGUUCAUGUGAGAACUCCUAAGUUUUCAAUCAUGUUAAAUGGGUCCUUGCAUGGUUUUUUUAAUGCUAAUUGGGGGUUGAGGCAGGGGGAUCCGAUGUCUCAUUUAUUGUUUGUUUUGGGUAUGGAGUAUCUAUCUAGAAUUCUGAAGAAAAUUGCGAGGGGUAAAAACUUUCAGUUCCAUGAAAGAUGUGCAGAGCUUCAACUAACUCACUUGUGUUUUACUGAUGAUGUGGUGUUAUUUUCUCAUGGUGAUUUUAAAUCAGUAUAUUGA